UCACGUUCCCUUGUAGCUCCCAAGAAUCUCCCAGCCUUUUGCUCUGACUGGAUUGUUGUCAACAAUACAACUUGUUUCCUAGUUACAGUGCAAUAAAAGCAUUUAUCACCACUUCACAUGAUUGCAUUUCCAAUCAGUGUCUGGCUUCAGUGGGCGAGUCCAGCUGAAACAUACACUUACAAUGUCUUCAGGUCAAGGCUCAAAGGCAAAGGCGAAGAAGGCUGGUUUUGUCCCCAAGGCUGAAGGUUAUGGGUCCAGCCAGGCCACACCAGGCAGCAGCGUGGGCAGUACAGCAGGACCUAGCCAGGCUAUAGUGCCAUAUCAAGCACCACAAUCCACACAGAAAAACACAAUGCUUGUUCCAAAAGGAUACACAGUGAAACCUAUAGUUCCAGCCAAAAAGGCAGAGCUUAUCUCUGUUGCAAAAGCGAUGCAUAGAGAUGAAUUUGGGAUUCGGGUAAAGGAACUAUUUGAUCCAGAGAGGGAAGCAGCGUUGGAUGCACUUCAAACAGGGAUUUAUAUUGGAUGGCGAUAUCCUGAUUACAAAUGGGAUUGCAUUCGUGUUGGAGUAAAAUCAAAGUGCUUUUGUGGCCACCUCCUUGCUGAACAUGAACGUUUUACUGGUACCAGUGUUCGAGUGCCCUGUGCAGUCCCUGGCUGCCAGUGCAGGGCUUUUGCCUUCAUUCCUUCCCGUCCUGAAGAGGUAGGUGAAUUCUGGCUAAGAAAGCGAAGAAACUUCGACCCAAGCACAUGGAGAGCCAAGUGCCGUUGUAAACAUAACCACGAAGAACACAACGCCACUGGAAGUCAUAAAUGCAACAUCAGUGGUUGCACCUGUCCAAGUUUUGACUCAAAUUUCCUCUGUGCUGCCUGUGACAAGCAUUGGGAACAGCAUCGUACAUUCUUUGAAACAGAAAGAAAUAGACAAGAAGUUGGACUCCCAUAUGGUGAAGCUUACUUGCCCUUUGCGGAGAUGCCCAAUUUACGAAAUGCAGUACUAUCAGGGAAUGAGGAGGAUGAUUCAGCAUACCAGAGCAUUACUAGCGGCACUGGACCCUAUUCGCGUCUUGGACCUUCUUCCAACUCUGCCAAACCUGCUUUACCAUCAAACAAAAACACAGGGAUUUUGAGCAGACUGUGA
Messenger RNA from Pristis pectinata (smalltooth sawfish), 1141 nucleotides. Its product is annotated as protein FAM221B-like. The transcript is spliced from 8 exons. The record is from RefSeq and is a predicted model, not a curated record. Bases 182 to 1141 code for a protein of 319 amino acids. NCBI's taxonomy places the organism in Eukaryota, Metazoa, Chordata, Chondrichthyes, Rhinopristiformes, Pristidae.